Molecule: messenger RNA, 309 nt
Organism: Peronospora matthiolae
Lineage: Eukaryota; Oomycota; Peronosporomycetes; Peronosporales; Peronosporaceae
Source: the annotation of a GenBank genome assembly
AUGGAGUCGGGCGCACUUGUGACCGACGAGAUUGUCGUCGGUAUCAUUAAGGACGCCAAUAAGAGUUCGGAAUGCCGUCGUGGUUUUACUCUUGACGACUUCCCACGAACAAUCCUCGACGAGAUGUUGACGAAGGAAAACACCUCGGUGGAUGCUGUGGUGUUUAUUUACGUGCCGGACAAGUGCUUAUUGAACGCAUUGCAGGUCAACGCAUUUUUUACGUACGCAUGGGCGCUUUCUGUAACGGGACACCCUGAAGCUUGUACUGGUGACAAGGAAGACGGUAAGAAGAAGCGAGUACUUGGUUAA